Molecule: messenger RNA, 984 nt
Organism: Penicillium malachiteum
Lineage: Eukaryota; Fungi; Ascomycota; Eurotiomycetes; Eurotiales; Aspergillaceae
Exons: 1
Coding region: 1-984 (327 amino acids)
Molecular function (GO): dioxygenase activity
Source: RefSeq, a predicted model, not a curated record
AUGUCAUCAACCAGAUAUGUCGAGCGCCCAAUCCCCCAGAUUUCCCUCGCGAACUUCGAAAAUCGAAUCGAUGAAAUCACCUCAGAAUUAGUGAGCGCGGCAGAAAAUGUGGGCUUCUUCACUCUCAUCGAUCACGGUCUUUCAAAGCAAGACAUCGAAUCUAUCUUCGCGACAUCUAAGAACUUCUUCGACCUCCCCGAUGAGACAAAGAAAACCGUACCCUGGAAUUCCAACAAUGUGGGAUGGGAAAAGAACUCACAGAUUCGUCCAUCCACCGGAAAACCCGACAGCAAGGAGUCAUAUCAGCUGCAAUUUGGGGACAACAUGAAGGGAUUAUGGCUUGCAGACGAGCAUCUCGCAGGGUUCGAAACUACUUCCCUGGAGUUCAUGCACCGCGUGCAGAAAAUCUCUGAAAACCUAAUGCGAUGCUUCGCGCGAGGUCUGGGAUUCCCCGAUGACUUCUUCAUCAAGUGUCACGAUGUGACUCGACCAGAUUCCCAGACCACUAUGCGACUACUUCAUUACUUUGCUUUGCCGGAAGUAUCAGAUGGCAAAGUGUAUCAUCGCGCUGGGGCACAUGCCGACUGGGAUUUUCUGACGUUGCUCUUCCAGAAGGAAGGGCAGAGUGGGCUGGAGAUUUGUCCGGGGCGCGAAUCGGUCACCGAGUUUGGUAUUGGGGACGAGUGGACCAAGGUGGAGGCGAAGACGGGGGAAAUUGUUUGCAAUAUUGGGGACUUACUCAUGUCUUGGUCGGAUGAUCGGUUUAAAUCCACUUUUCAUCGCGUUAAGGCGCCGUGUGAGGCGGGUGAUUAUUUUGGGGAUCGGUAUAGCAUUGCAUACUUCAACCAGCCGUGCAAGGAUGCGUUGAUCCAGGGACCUCGGAAGAAGUAUCCAAUGGUGACCGGGGCUCAGUUUACCGAUAGUGCGAUGAAGAGGAACUUUGCUGCUUUGCAGGAGAAGUUGAAAUCUGUCGCAUCGGCAUAA